Molecule: messenger RNA, 5950 nt
Organism: Onychomys torridus (southern grasshopper mouse)
Lineage: Eukaryota; Metazoa; Chordata; Mammalia; Rodentia; Cricetidae
Gene: Fam168a
Product: family with sequence similarity 168 member A
Exons: 8
Coding region: 14-778 (254 amino acids)
Biological process (GO): positive regulation of base-excision repair
Source: RefSeq, a predicted model, not a curated record
UCAGUCUUCCACAAUGAACCCUGUUUACAGCCCCGUGCAACCUGGGGCUCCUUAUGGCAACCCUAAGAACAUGGCCUACACUGGUUACCCCACAGCCUACCCGGCAGCUGCCCCUGCCUACAAUCCCAGCCUCUACCCGACCAACAGCCCCAGUUAUGCUCCAGAGUUUCAGUUCCUGCACUCAGCUUAUGCCACUCUGCUGAUGAAACAGGCCUGGCCACAGAACUCAUCUUCCUGUGGCACUGAAGGCACCUUCCACCUCCCAGUGGACACCGGGACCGAGAACCGAACUUACCAAGCAUCCUCUGCGGCUUUCAGAUAUACUGCAGGGACACCAUACAAGGUCCCACCGACCCAGAGUAAUACUGCUCCACCCCCCUACUCCCCAUCACCCAGUCCCUAUCAGACGGCCAUGUAUCCAAUCAGAAGUGCCUACCCCCAGCAGAAUCUGUAUGCCCAGAACCCAUGUGACGUUGGCCUCUCUUCCCAGGGAGCCUACUACACACAGCCCGUGUAUGCUGCCCAGCCCCAUGUCAUCCACCACACCACAGUUGUCCAGCCCAACAGCAUUCCCUCUGCCAUCUACCCAGCUCCUGUUGCUGCCCCCAGGACCAACGGUGUGGCCAUGGGUAUGGUGGCAGGUACCACCAUGGCGAUGUCAGCAGGUACCCUGCUGACCACACCCCAGCACACUGCAAUUGGGGCUCACCCUGUCUCCAUGCCCACGUACAGGGCCCAAGGAACCCCUGCGUACAGCUAUGUGCCCCCGCACUGGUAAAGCCUGCAGCCCAUCCAAAUCUGGAGUCACAUUGUAUGCAACUACUCAAGUCUUACACCGGUGCUGGAGCAGUCCCCUAGCAGCACCACCUCUAUUUGCAAGAAGAGACAGCGGAAGUGCAAGGGUCACUUUAUGCAUCUUGAAUGAUUUUUAUUUUUGUUUUUGGUUUUGUAAAAGCUGCUUUUUCUAAUAUCUAGGAGCCUCCCCCUGUGCCUCCCUCUUAGCCACUGCCCUGCUGGCUCUAGCCCCUCUUCCUACCUGAGUAGGCCCAGGCCUCUCUGCACUUCCUUCCUCCCCUAAGCAUCCUGUCCCUAGGAUCCCAGUCUAGUAGCAAGCAGAGAGUGAGGUUUAUUGCGAUGGUUCAUGUAAAGGCUAGAUUUCAUCUGGAGAGCAUAACAGAUGUGGCCCUCAGGUCUGCGGUAGGAACUCGGGGCUGUUGAGAAGGCCACAUCUGUCAGAUUGUCAUUUUGCUGAAGCAAGAUUAGUUCAAAUACGAAGAAAUAUCUUCCAAGAACCAUCGCAACAGACCAAGAACAAACCCACCUGGUUAUGUAGGAAUGUUAUCAGCAGCUUCAUGUCCCAGGCUCAGAACCUGGGAAAGCAGAGAAUUUGGGGAAGGGUGGUGGGAGGGAGGACACCAGGAAAGGAGUGUGAAGAAAGGGCAAGAGGGUGCUCAGUCUAGUUUGAAAGGUGUCUGGCCAUGGGCCUGGACCUUCUGAUUUGCACAGUGAUGUUAACUGACCUGGCACUUCCUUCAGAGAUGCUUUGACCUCAGACCUGCCAAACAGUUGCAUGGUGGUGGGAUCCCAGCAUCCAGAGGCUUCGGAAGGCCAGGGGCCUGCAUAAUCCCACCCUCAGCUCGAGCCUCAUGGACCCAACUCUGAGGAGCUUCCUCCUCAGAGAGUGGACUGUGGCAUCUCUCUCCCUUGCCCUUCUGUCCUUCCCCAUGCCAGGGCACACGUGUCUGUCUGUGGGGCUGGCAGGCAGGCCAAGCUCUUGGUUACCUUGUGCCAUUUCACGGCCAAAGUGAAGGAACCACAUUCCAGGUGGGAGCUGGCGGUUCUGAAGGUCAGGAUAGUGAAGGAAAAACAAUAGCAAUAAUCAUUUCAUACUCAUGGAACUGAAGGGACCUUAGCAUUCAUCAUCUCAUCCAUUCCCCUAUUUGACAGAUGAGGAAACUGAGGCCCAGAGAGACAGAAAGGAUUUCUCUGAACCUCAUAGUAAAUUAGCAUUAAAUGCAGCCUUCCUACCUACUGGCUUUUUGCCUACAUUUAGCAAGGGAUGGAUUGGCUUGGCUUUGUAAAAAUUAAGUCAGCAGUGCCCACAUCUGGUGAGCUCUGGAAUGACCUCUGGGCUUCUUUGCUGUUUUCCCUCACGGACUCCAAAGGUGGGGGUUGAAGACUAAGCAGAGGCCACACAGGGCAGAUGGCAGGAACAGAAAUUGCAUUUGGAAAGCCUGUGAAGACAUCUAGAGUGUUUAUUCUCUAAGAAAAGGAGCGGGUGAGCUGGCUGGAAGAGGCUUUGCACUUAGGAUAGCAGUCCUUUAUCCCAAGAAGAGAGGAAAGAAUGGGAAGCCACCAAAAGAGGAGACCAGGAGGAGGCCAAGCAGAUAAAACCACAUCUGGGAGAAGAAGAGGGACCCCUGGGACAAGAAGUCCUUCCUAGACUCAGCUAGGAAAUGGAUUGGCUGCCACCUUCCUGUGCCUGCCCAGCACUGGGUGGAACAGGAAUAUCUUACUGUGUAAAAUUGGAUCACUGGUAACAUUUGAGACUCAAACUAUUUUCAUUUUAAAUUCAUGUGAACUUGGACAUCACCUUCCUCCUAUUUCCCAUGUUCCCCUAAAGGAAGAAGAAAAAAAAAAAAGGAAGCCCUUGAGCUGGAAUGACCUCGGAAACAGUCUGACUGUUCCCAGGAGGUCAGAGUUCAUCAGCGUCUGUGGCCAAGAGCCAGAAGUUAGGGCUCCUACCUUCCUGGCCUUCCAGGAACUUCAGGACCAGGAAGAGAAAACUCAGUUGUUCUGGGGUGCUGACAAGGUUUUCUUUCCAAACAAAGGUUUGCAGUGUUGGUCUGCUUUUCACAAUGCCUCCUCCUACCCUCUUUGGUUUUGUAGAGGUGGAUGAAGGUUGCUAUAGAUUAUAUCUUAGAUGUCUGAAAAUGCCAAAAUAGUAAUGGUGGUAAUAAUCACAGGAUACCUUUGCACGUGUCAGGUGCUUCACAGAUGUCAGAGCACUUCACAGCCUUGGACUGGCCCUGGGAGCAAGCGGCAGGGCCAGUUAGUCCCCCCACUCGACACAUGUGGGAACAGAUUCUAGAAGGAAAUGAAAUGGCCCAAAAUGAGCUGUAUGCUGGAAUCCUAGCAGGCUUCCUAGACCCUGUGGCCUUCAGGUGCCCUGGUAAAAGAUACAAAAAGAGACCUAGGAAUGACUUCUUAACGUUUGUUCUUUCCACGCCAGUAAGUAAAUGCUGUUUGUGCCCCGCAUAGUUCAUGUGGUUUAUGCCUGAGAUGAAGGCAUGAUGCAUAGAGAAUCUAAGGCUCAGAAAAGGACAGGGACUUUCUGGUAAAGAAUCCCCUGCUGGCUCUAAUCUCUCUAAGCCUGAUCCACACAUAGGCUCAUGUUCUGAAGCAUCUAUGCUCUGUACCUCAUCUUAGACCUAAUCUGUGAUUCAAGAUCAGAAAGGCCCCAAGGUGAAAAUCAAGUGCUGACAUGCUAUAGUCUAGAGAACCAGACCAAUUAACCUUUUUUCAGUAACAGCACAAGAGCCCCAGUUCAGUCUGGCAAGCCUGGGGAGUCGUGGCAAAGGGACUGAGUCCCAGAGUGCAGUGUGUGUGUAUGCCUUGGGUUAGAUGAACAGACAGCUCUGGCAGGGUCAUAGGUACCUAGCAGGGGUACCCUAGGUAUCAUCUAAAGAUUCUGGAUGGCCCAGUGGUCAAGAUAGAUGAGGCCAGAGCUGGAAAGGACCUCUCACCGUAGGACAAGGGAUGUGCACAUGACAUCAUGACCUGCCACACUGGCAUCACUACAUACACAUAAGCUGAGGUGGAGGUGGCUCUGUUCAUCAGCCCCACUUUGCACCACGUGACCAUCUUCAGCAUCCCUGGGCCAGGAAGUUUGGGUCUGGAAACUGGAGUACUUCCAGUGAGUAAAAGCCUGAAAGUCUCUUGCUAUGCUUUCAAAACAAAACCAAAAAACAACUUUUUCUUCCUAUGAGAUAAAAUACCUUUUCCUUCUUGUUAUCCUGACUCUGAAGUACAUACCCCCUUCCCUGAGUAUUCACCAGGGACACACACAUCUGUCUGCCCAAACUUCUUUUUGUAUAUAAAGUACUUUGACACUGAUUGCCAAAACCAAUACUUUAAAGAUGGGGGGCAGGGGUCAUGAUGCUCUGAAGGGGUAAGAGACUUGCCCAGGGACACACAGCUCAUGAGUGAAGGAGCCUGGAUUUGAAUUCCUGAUCCUCGGCUCUUCCUGCUGCCCCACACAGAAGAGUUUAUGGAGACUUGGGGGAGCUCCUAUCUGUCAGCCAAGCAGAUUUUUGAGAAUUUCUGCUUUAGGCCGAGACUUAUAAUAGGCCCUGGGGGUAAGUCCAGCUGAGAAGUUGCCACAAAAGGCCUAACUCACAACAUCCAAGGUGACACUGUCCAGUCCUGAAGAUGAUUGAGGACAGUCCCAGGCAUCUUUGAGCAGGGAGUCUUGCUUCUUGGAAGCCUGCACACUCUGGCUCUCUGAUUCUCAGAUCCAACAAGGCACUUCAAGGGGAUAUGGCAUAAAGCCUGAACUUCUGAAAGCAUAUCUGGAGUCCUCAGGCUUGCUUGUUCACCAGGUCCUAGAGAGACUAACUAGGCUCUGUGCAUCUAGAUGGUUCCAUGUUUGAGACCUAGAGCUUUCUUUGGAAGGCUUGAUGCUGUGCCCUGAAUAGCCUUCAGAAAUGAGUCAUGGGAACAUAAAAGUAGGACAAGUCCCUUGGUCACCAAUUCUGGCAUCCUUAUUGUGCAGACAUGACACAUCAAACAAGGCAUGCUGACCCGGCUUAGUUUUCUGCAUAUCAAAUAUCUUGCCCCUGCUAUGGGCUCCGUGGUCUUCACGGCAUUCUGGCUGAAUCAGUCAUCAUCCCAUGUGUGAUUCAUGUUCAGGGAGCUCUGCCUUUCCAUCUUGUGUUAACCAUGGCACUGCUGAGUGUGUGGCCCCUAGUAUCUUGUCAAGCCUGGGAACCUAGAGAAGGGCAGCCAGGGUAGGAGUGGACAAAGGGGAGCAAAGCAGUGGUAGAAACUUGGCCAUGCUCACUGGUCAGAAUACACCCAAGUCUCUAGACAAACUUCUAUGGACAUGCCAGGCUGGUAGCAGGCUUGUCCUUUUCCUACACCUGUUCCCUCUCCUAGAAAAAAAAAAUUUGUGAAAUUCAGCAUUAUAUGGUUCCACAACUCAGCCUUUGAAAUUCCCAGCAGGCCAGCUUCAACAUUCCAUGGCCAGACUUGCCUGAGCCAGACUUGGGUCCCACUCCCUCAGUUUCUCCUGCAGGUAUUUCCUAAUUUACAAACUGUUGAUGCCAGUCAGAACGCCAGCCAGGAACAUAGGAGUUGAAACUGGUUGCCACAGAGCCAAAGAGGGACAUAGCAGCGCCUGCUUCUCUGUGGCUGCUAUAUCUGUAGUUCUUCAGUAUCCCUGCUGCGGCAGUGUGUCUGUCCUUUAUCCAUUCCAGCCUGAGGGACCAUUUUCUUUCCAGGAGAACAGAUACAACAGCUUUACAGAUAGCAGCAGCCCACGGGAAUCAAAUGAGUGAAAUCUGCUUUGGGCUUAACCCUAGCAUCUAUCCUUGACCCCAGCUCAGCCAUCCUGGCUCCAGCCAUCUUCCUCAUGCAUGAAAGUCAGACUAAGGAAAGAGUAGGACUGGCCCAGAGACCUCAGGUCAGCCAGAUCGACUGGAUCUGUCUUGUGAACCAUGCUCCUUACAAGGUGGGGCAAGGCUAGGCCUCCUGCACCUUGGAGUUGUCUUUGAUCUCUGAAGGCCCAGGGCCUGUCCCCCUUCCUGUCUUCAAGGCAUCUGCAUCCUUCUUUCAUAUCACAUGACAGAGAAGCUUGUUCUCAUGGCAUGUAACAUCCCUGUGAAGAGAGCGUUGUGUAUGAUUUUGUAUUUUUUAAUUCAUUUUAACCUACAGGUUGGAAUCUAAUUUU